AUGUUGGACAUUGUAGGUCCAGAGUUGCAUAUUGUCAACAAAACUGAGCAUCCUAUUUCUCUGGAAGCAGAAACCUUGGUCAUUCUCACACCCGAUCAAGAAAAAGAAGCCACUUCCAAUCUUUUACCAAUAAACUUUAGUGGGCUUUCAGAGGUAAAUAACUAUGUUGAUAUUUUUAAGGCUGAUUCAGAAUAUGAGAGCUUUUGUAUAAAAUUUAUAAUAUUUCUUGAACUUCUAUGUUUACAAGCAGUGAAAACUGGUGAUACAAUUUUCAUCGGUCAAUAUUUGUUCACAGGAAGUGAAACAACUUUAGUAUGGUUGGAAGUAAAUGAGGUGAAAGGAGAGGAUGUUGUUUGUUUGAUAAAGAAUUCUGCUACUCUAUCCGGUUCGUUAUUCACCUUGCAUGUAUCCCAAAUACGUAUUGAGCUGCCAACUCUGACGGAUAAAGAUAAGGAGGCUCGUGACUACCUCUCCAAAUUGGGUGAUCUAAGUCAAACUCAGAUUUUUGCAAAGAUAGAAAAUUUUGAGGUCGGACUUACCCAUUUUGAUGAGAUGCUACAAGAAGCAGAUGGUAUAAUCCUUUCUCGAGGAAACCUUGGCAUAGAUCUACCUCCAGAAAGAGAUUCUAAUCUCAUUAAAUUGGGGAAGAAAAGUAUAGUGAGUUCAAGGAGGCGGAUUUCUUUUGAGAAAUCGACAGUCAUUUCUACACUCUUGAAGCAGAUGAAGAAAAUACUGAAAAUAAAGUUCAAGAGCCUUGGUUUGACUGAAUUGGAGGAACACUCGGGUUAA
This is a messenger RNA of Lactuca virosa, 789 nucleotides long. The record is from the annotation of a GenBank genome assembly. Lineage: Eukaryota; Viridiplantae; Streptophyta; Magnoliopsida; Asterales; Asteraceae.